AUGGACCCAGAAAGCCAAACGCUUGCGCCACUUCCCGACGCCCUCCACCGGGGUCUGACGGCCGUCUCCUUUUUCGGCUUCCUAUCCUUCGUAUCAACAACGGUUUUACUCUUUGUUCUGACGUACAGGCUGUUUGCGUGGUAUUUGACGCCGGAUCCCCGGUGGCCACAGCGUAUGGCGGGCGAGCCGAAUGCCGACGCCGUUCUGGCCCAAGAAAUGGGUCUUCCGGACACAAUGUACCCCGAUGGCAGCAAAAAGAAUAAGACAAAGAUGGACGCACCAAACCAGUUUUUCAUGCUUAUCUACAAUCUUCUUCUGGCCGAUAUCCAGCAGUCUAUCGCUUUCCUGCUCAAUGUGUCGUGGUUGGGCAGGAAUGCCAUUGUCGUUGAGAGUACAACGUGCUGGGCGCAAGGCUGGUUUGUCUCAACGGGCGACCUGGCCUCCAGCGCCUUCAUCUCCACCAUUGCGGUGCACACCUAUCUGUCUGUCGUCCGAGACUACAAGCUUCCUACAUGGGCCUUUUGGACCAUGAUCGGCUCUGUGUGGUUUUUCAUCUACGCCUUUGCGGCGGCUGGUGUCAUCGUUACAAACAAUGGGGCUGCUGAGGGCGGUUUAUAUGUUCGCGCCUCUGCCUGGUGCUGGAUCAAUGCCCGCUAUGAAGCAAUGCGUCUCUACCUCCACUACCUGUGGAUGUUUAUAUCCUUCUUCGUCACCGCGGUGUUCUACAUCCUCGUCUUUAGCCAUAUUCGCCGUACUGACCCUUCUCUCCGACUCCCAUCCUCUUCUAACAAUACUACUUCCUCUGACUCCAAGAGUGGUCAUGGCCGUAGAUCCAGCCAAACACACGCGCACUCUGAAUCAGAGCCCUCAGAGAGCCCCCAUAAAGACGCACCAAAAACUACCCCGAGCAACGCUGGACAUCACCCGGCCUUCCUCAUCUACCCCAUCAUCUACAUCCUCUGCACAGCACCCUUGGCAUUGGGUCGUGUCAUCACUAUGGCCGGAAAAGAGGUUUCGUUGGACUACUUCUGCCUCGCCGGUGCCAUGAUCGCAUCCAACGGCUGGCUUGACGUUCUUCUCUUCUCCACCACCCGUCACGUUAUCAUCUUUAAUGCGUCACCAGGCUACGAGGAAACCGGCCUCGACACUUUUGCUUUUAUGCGCACACCCGCGAACCGCCGGUUUGGGAACAUGGUCUGGGUCCAGGGCGCCGGAAGUACCAGGCCCAACCUUCCGUCUGAAGAGGGCACCGGCGGUUGGCUUCAAAAGUUGUUCGGGAAGAAUCGUUGGGGACACGGCAUCAAACGUGAGCGUCAGAGCACACUUUCACAUCGGAGUAUCAGCCAACAAUCAUUAAGGGGAUGCGGUGGCAAUAUGGAGGGCAUUCAAAUGGAAACGGUGACUACGGUCGUCGUUGAGGUUGAGAAUCAGCCUGGCGGACAGAAGAACAACGGCAGGUCUCAUUCGAUCGAUACGAUUGAUAAAGAACGGGCCCAGAGCUUUGGAAGUAUUUAA
Colletotrichum graminicola M1.001 is the source of this 1515-nucleotide messenger RNA. RefSeq lists its product as uncharacterized. The record is from RefSeq and is a predicted model, not a curated record. Gene Ontology annotation, molecular function: G protein-coupled receptor activity. Gene Ontology annotation, biological process: adenylate cyclase-activating G protein-coupled receptor signaling pathway. The transcript is spliced from 2 exons. Gene Ontology annotation, cellular component: plasma membrane. The coding region runs from base 1 to 1515 and encodes 504 amino acids. Lineage: Eukaryota; Fungi; Ascomycota; Sordariomycetes; Glomerellales; Glomerellaceae.